Cyprinus carpio (common carp) is the source of this 4397-nucleotide messenger RNA. It is a transcript of the gene enpp4, whose product is annotated as bis(5'-adenosyl)-triphosphatase enpp4. NCBI's taxonomy places the organism in Eukaryota, Metazoa, Chordata, Actinopteri, Cypriniformes, Cyprinidae. The record is from RefSeq and is a predicted model, not a curated record.
ACCCUCGCUUCUAUUGGCUGCUGCAGCUGUCAGUCAUUCUGUGACGUCACUCAUGUAUCGUGUUUGAGGAAGCGCAAGAAACCGCAUCAAACCCAGAACAUAUUUGACUUUAAAAAUCAUAUCGACAUCACCGAAGAGUUUAAUGUGACUGCACUUGAAAUAUACGAUUUCCAACGUCCCGAGCAAAAGUGAAGAAAGUGAUCUCCACAGUCGCAGCACAGCAUGCAGGUCAGCGGUUAUCUGUGCGCUCUCAUCGCCUGUACUGGAUUAACCCUGUCCAUGCCGGCCGGAAACCAAACGCGACUGGAGUCUGGAAACCACGUGCCGCCGCUCCUCUUGGUGUCUUUUGAUGGUUUUCGUGCGGACUACCUAAAGAAAUACUCAUUUCCCAAUCUGGAGAAGUUCUUCUCCGAGGGCGUCCUCGUGCACGAGCUGACCAAUGUGUUCACGACGAAAACCUAUCCCAAUCAUUACAGUCUCGUCACAGGGCUGUACGCGGAGAGCCACGGGAUGCUGGCCAGUAUUAUGUACGACCCGGUGUCGAAAAAGACAUUCUCUGUUCAGAAUGACAGCGACCCUUUCUGGUGGGACGAAGCCACUCCGAUUUGGGUGUCCGUGGAGGAGUCUGGAUACAAGGCAGCGGCUGCUAUGUGGCCAGGAACAGAUGUCAGUAUUCAAAACCACACGUUAAAAUACCAAUUCGAAUACGACCCCAAGGUGACUUUCCAAGAGAGGCUGGGAAACCUCACACAGUGGAUGACCAUGGACAAGUCUGUGAAGUUUGCCGCUCUGUAUUGGGAAGAGCCCGACAGGAGCGGACACAUGUACGGCCCGGAUAACACCACAGAGAUGAGCAGGGUUUUAAAGGAAGUGGAUGGUCAUGUAGGUUUCCUGAUGGAGCAGCUCAACAAAACGGGAUUAUGGGGGAAAGUAAACGUCAUCAUCACUAGUGAUCACGGUAUGGCCCAGUGUUCUCAAGAGCGUCUUAUUAAACUGGACGACUGCAUCAGUCCGAGCAGCUACAGGGUGGUGGAUCUCACUCCUGUGGCUGCCAUAAUCCCACUGGAAGAUAAUUCGACUGUGUACAAAAACCUGUCCAGCUGUCACGGUCACAUGAAGGCGUACCUGAAGGACAAUGUUCCUGAUAGGCUGCACUAUAAAAACAAUGGAAGGAUCCAGCCGAUCCUUUUGGUGGCGGACGAAGGCUGGACGAUUGUCAAAAAUGGCAAACUCCCACGCAUGGGCGAUCACGGCUAUGACAAUGCACUUCCCAGCAUGCACCCCUUCCUGGCCGCCCAUGGGCCCGCGUUUCGCAAAGGCUACAAGAUGUCAAGCUUUAACAGUGUGGAUCUCUACCCACUCAUGUGUCACCUGGUGGGCGUCCCUCCGAUGCCUAACAACGGCAGCUUCGCUCACGUGCGCUGUGCGCUAGUUAACGAGCAGUGCGGAGAGCUAGCGCUAGCGGUGGGCCUCGUCAUCGGGGUUCUGAUCAUCCUGACCACCUUCACCUGUCUAUUCAAGCUGAUGAAGAACAGAGACGCCUCGUCUCCACGUCCGUUCGCCCGCUUGGAGUUAGAGGACGACGCUGAUGACGAACCGCUGCUUGAAUGAAGUGUGUUAUUAGUUGGAUGGAGGGAUUUGACUUGAUUCAAAUGCAUGCAGGAUACGGUAAAGGAAUAGUGAACUGUUCCUUUAAAUGCUGAAAUGGAGCUGAGAGGACAAUCAUAGUGAAACUGUAAGGGAGAAAUUGAGAUAGUGUAAAGCGAGUAACAUACACUGAAGGCACAAUAGUGAUGAGUCAUCGUUAGUACUAAACAACGUGACAAAACAUGUCCCCAGCAGCUGUUGAGAUAGAAAUACUUUAUAGGCAUUUAGUUCUUAAAGGGAUAGUUCACCCAAAAAUGAAAAUUCUGACAAAGCUCACGUUGUUCCAAACCUGUAUGAAUUUCAAGUUGUUCCAAGACUUUCUUUCUUCUGUUAAACAUUAAAGAAGAUAUUUUGAAGAAUGCGAGUAAUCAUACAUUUGCCAGUCACCAUUGACUUCCAUAGUAUGGGAAGAAAUAAUUUGGUCAAUGGCUGCCAGCAGCUGUUUGGCAACCAACAUUCUUCAAAAUAUUUUCUUUUAUGUCUAAGAGGAGAAAGAAAGAAAGUAAGUCUUGGAACUGGUUUAGAACAACUUGAGUUUGAGUAAAUGAGAACAGAAUUUGUAUUUUUAGGUGAACUAUCCCUGUAUGAGUUCCCUGGUAUGGAAUUUCUACUACAGAAUAAAAAAUUAAAAAGGUAACUGUUACUAUUUAUCUCACAAUUCUGAUUUCUUCCCUCAGAAUUGUGAGAUAUAAACUCAGAAUUGGAACACAUAAACUUAAAAUUCUGUGGAAAUUAUUUUUGCCUUGGAAUAAAAGAAUAAAGGUAUUUGCUACUUUUUAUCUCACAAUUCAGACUUUAUAUGUUGCAGAUCUUAUUCAUUUACCAAGAACUGCAAGAUAUAAACUAAGAAUUGUGAUAUAAAGAAUUGCAAGUUAUAAACUCAUAUUUAUAAGGAAAAAGUAUAGCUUUGAUUUUGCUAUGGAAUAAAAAAAAAGUUUAUGUCUCACAAUAGUUUUUCCCUCUUUUGGCAGAUAUAAACUCAGAAUUGCGAGAUAAAAAAAACUCAAAAUUCUGAGGAAAAAGUUAAUUUGUUUUUGCCGUGGAAUAAAAAAUAAAGGUCAUUUUGACUUACUGUACAUCUUGUAAUUCUCCAAAUAAACUCCAAGUUGUGUAAUAAACUAAUUUUGAGAAAAAAAAAAAAAAGUAAAAAUGGCAGGUUAUAAACUUAAUUAAAUUUAACGUAAUUGCAAGGAAAAGUCAAGCUUGUCAUGGAAUAAAAAAAUAAAAAAAGGGUAAAUGCGAUUUUUCUCACAAUCUGAGUUUACAUCUCACAAUAGUUUUUUCCCCUCAGAACAGUGAGAUAAAAACUCGCAAUUCUGAGGAAAAACGCAAGCUUGUUUUUGCCCAGGAAUAAAAAAUAAAGGUAAUCUCGACUUUAUAUCUUGUAUUUCUGAAAUUUUUUUCCUUAAUAUUGCAAGAUACAAACUCAGAAUUGUGAGAUAUAAACUCAUUUUGAGAAUGAGACAUGUACAAAAAAAGCAAGAAAUAUUUUGAUUGUGUUAGAUAAUUUUCUUAAUAAUCUCACGUGCACAAGCAUGCUGUCUUCAUGUUUAACAGAUUUCAGAAUGAUUAAAUCAUGCUACUUCCAGUAAUGCUUUUUAGCAUUAUCAUAUGUGUAUAAAUAUUGCUUUAUAUCUAUGCAUAAUGAAUGUUAGCAGUCAGGUUACUGAGGUACACCAUGCUUCAUGCUCUUAAAACUGCUGUUUCAUCGAAAGUCUAAGUAGGUCUUAGAAUGCAUUGAAACAAUGAUUUCUACUUAGGUUUGCAAUGCUUUUGGGAAAUGCAUAACAAAAAAAAAAAAAGUGCAAAACAUAAGCAAUAAUAAUUAUUACUAGCUUCUUUUCAGUGAAGAAAUGGGAUACUGAGGUUACUUGAAAAUGUCCGUACUGAGUUUGCUUGUAGUGAAACUUUAUUAAGUCAUGUUUUAUCUGUUCUCACCGCCGGCGAAAUACUCAUCCAGUUAAAUCUGAAUAUUUAUUUAUUUUUCUAGAAGUUGCUUAGUCUUUGGUUCUUUGCAGAGAAUGCGUAUUUAGAUCAAAUGCAACUAAAGGAAUGCUAAAUCUCAUGUUUCUUCUUGAAUCCCUACUGAGGAAUAUUUCUGUAGGGUUUAUGAGGGCUUUUUAUGAGUGUUAAAGGUUUCUCAGAGAUUGUUGUAUGUGUAAAUACACUGUAAAGCUUGUGCUUUUGUUUAUUGCACUGGUUCAGAUUUGGGGCAAGGGAACAUGUUGCUGCUUUUAAAAUGAGGAAUUUUUAUUCAUGCUUUAAAAUGUAUAACAGGGACGUUAUUUUUCUAUUUAAUUACUAGCAUUUGUUCUUUUUUUUAAAUAGCAUAGCUCAUUUUAUUGGGAAAUAACAAAACUUUUAAUGUUUUGGACUUUUAAUGCUGUUUUUUGACUGUGGACUUGAAAUGAUAUUGAAGAGCUGUGCAAUUUUAUUUAUUUAUUUUUUUUGUGUGUGUCUUUUUAUCCAUGGCUUGUCAUUUUCUAAAUAUUUCUUGCCGUUUUAUCUGUACAUGUAGCAGUGGUCAGUAUUAUUUCACAUCACUCUUUAGUUACUGAAAGGAAGGUUACUGAACUGGAAAUAACCCUGGCUUGUGCAGUAUUUGGCUAUCAAAUGUUAGUGGUCAUAUUUUCACAGCUUUUUGAAUCUUCAUGAAACUAUGCAAAGCAAAAACUAAAUGGAACCUUUUGUCGCUCCUAAACUCAUGACAUUUGUCAUUUGAAAAUCAAAUAAAAUAUAUAUUUAAGAUA